AUGGCUUUUGUCGCAACACUAGCUCGCCGUGCAGCUAAAUCGGCUUCGGGCCCGGCCAAUGAAGCAGUUUUGAAGAGGGGCGCACGCCGAGAUCCCGAGCUUUAUAUCCUCCUCGGUGUCAUGUCUGGUGCAUUCGGACUUGCUGGCUUCUAUUUUGGUCGCAAGCCUACCACCGCGACCUCAGAAGCCGAAGUCUCAGUCGCCAGCAGCUCGAUGCCCUGGCAGAUCGACCACGAUCACGAGGACCAUUCCAAGCACUUUAAAUACCAAUAUCACCCCAAGGGCGACAAGAACCAGGCCCCCAAGAAUGCUCCUAGUGCAUUGAACACCGUUGUCGUUCCGAAUGUGACCUUACCGAAGGCCAUUCACGAUGCCUUCAACAAAUGGGGAAAGGAGGGCUAUUAA
Cladophialophora carrionii CBS 160.54 is the source of this 405-nucleotide messenger RNA. RefSeq lists its product as uncharacterized. The transcript has 3 exons. Bases 1 to 405 code for a protein of 134 amino acids. Lineage: Eukaryota; Fungi; Ascomycota; Eurotiomycetes; Chaetothyriales; Herpotrichiellaceae. The record is from RefSeq and is a predicted model, not a curated record.